AUGACCAAUUUUGAUAGCCUUUUUCGUCGUCUUAUUUUAUCUCAAUCAUUUAUACGUGGUUGGGGUAAUCCAUUACAUUUACAAGAACUUUGUGCAUCUCGUCGUGAGAAAGUUGCAAUAAGAAAUGAAUGUUUAAAACUUGUACCAGCUGAGAGUAUACAACAAAAUACUGUUGAAAUUGUUAAACAUGAAAUAAAAGGUGAUCGACAAUAUAUUGAUGCAAAAUUUCGUUCUCCACUUGCUAAUCAUAUGCCACAUGUGGUUCCAACUGAAGUCGCUACAGCUCAUUUUCAACUUGUUUUACCACAUGAUCAUCGUUUUGGUAGUGAUGCAAUUCCAAUAGGUAUCUGUUAUGCUGGAACGGGUGAUCAAGGUUUUAAUCGGCGAAGACUUCUGACAGCACAUCCACUUUUAAAACAUUAUCGUAUUGGUUCAAUUAUUCUUGAAAAUCCUUAUUAUGGUUUAAGAAGACCACAGCAUCAAGCACGUUCAUCACUCUUUUAUGUUACAGAUUUAUUAGUUAUGGGUGGUGCACUUAUCUUAGAAACACUUGCAUUACUUCAUUGGUGUGAAAAAAUGAAAUUAACACCAACACUUCUACAUGGCUUUUCUCUAGGUGGACAUAUGGCUUCAUUAGCAUUUACUAAUUGGCCUGGUCCACUUUCUCUUUUAUCAUGUGCUUCUUGGUCAACAAGUUCAACAGCUUUCUGUGAUGGUGUACUUUCACGUACAAUUCCAUGGGAUCUUUUAAAAAAACAAUUCUAUGAAAAUAAAGCAUAUCAAGGAUUUUAUGAAUAUAUACGCGAAGGAAAACAAUCAAGUAGUUCAAGUUUAAGUGCUAUUGAUCCUGUUAAAGAUAUGAUGCGUCUUCUAAUGGAUGAGUUUACAUCAUUAGAAAAUUAUUCUCGUCCUGUUCAAUCAAAUAUACCUAAUGCAAUGUUCAUUGUUUGUAAAAAUGAUGGAUAUGUAUUACGUCAUGGUACACCUGAUAUGAAUGAUUUAUGGCCUGGUUGUCUUGUUCGAUAUAUUUCUUAUGGACAUAUUAGUGGAUUUUUGUUUAGUCAAUCAGUUUUUCACCAUGCUGCUGCAGAAAUGUUACAACGACAACAACCAGAUGUUAAACUAAAAAAAAAUCCAAUAAUUUCACCUAUAACUAUAACUACGUCUACUAAUACAUGA
Messenger RNA from Rotaria sp. Silwood2, 1179 nucleotides. Lineage: Eukaryota; Metazoa; Rotifera; Eurotatoria; Philodinida; Philodinidae. The record is from the annotation of a GenBank genome assembly.